Molecule: messenger RNA, 2742 nt
Organism: Mustela erminea (ermine)
Lineage: Eukaryota; Metazoa; Chordata; Mammalia; Carnivora; Mustelidae
Gene: TNFSF18
Product: TNF superfamily member 18
Exons: 3
Coding region: 86-607 (173 amino acids)
Biological process (GO): tumor necrosis factor-mediated signaling pathway; T cell proliferation involved in immune response
Molecular function (GO): tumor necrosis factor receptor superfamily binding
Source: RefSeq, a predicted model, not a curated record
ACUGACUAGUUGCAUCACUGGACCAUCACUUGUGAAUUUCUGCUUUCCAGAGCUCUUAUUCCUGCAGAGAACGAGUUUGAGCCUCAUGGAAGAUAUGCCUUUAAGCCAUUCAGGUCCUCAAGGGACACGCAGAUCAUCCUGGAAGCAAUGGUGCCUCUACUCAGUAAUAGCUCUUUUGCUGUUGCUUUUCUCCUUCAGUACACUAAUUCUCACUUUUCUUCCACUCAAGACUGCCAGUGAACCCUGCAUAGCUAAGUUCGGACCAUCCCCUUUAAAAUGGCAAAUGACAUGUCCUAAGCUUCCUUGUGUGAAUAAGACAGCGAAUGAGAAACUGGAAAUACUUCAGAAUGGCUUGUAUCUCAUUUAUGGCCAAGUGGCUCCCAACACAACCUACAAGGAACCAGCUCCUUUUGCGGUGCGGCUACGUAAAAACGAAGACAUCAUACAAGCUCUAACAAACAACUCUAAAAUUCAAAAUGUAGGAGGGACUUAUGAAUUGCGUGCUGGGGAUAUUCUAGAACUAAUAUACAACUCUGACCAUCAGGUUCUAAAAAACCACACAUACUGGGGGAUCGUGCUGCUGGCAAAUCCGCAGUAUAACCCCUAGAGACGCCUUUUGGCCUCCGCGCCAUCUUUCCCACGUGGAGAGAUGCUGGUGAUUGCGUUGGAGGAGGCAGACUUUCCACACCCGCAGCUUGUCUGAGCAUACAAAUCAACACACAUAGAACCUCUCUGCAUGUGUGUUUUCAUCUCUCAAGCUUAUCCAAAAGAAACUCAGAGGACAGGCCAGAGACAUUUGUUUACCUUCGACCUUGGGUCAGCGAAGAUGCUUUAUCAAUCCACGAGAAAUGACUGUGGGUCGCUCGAGGACAGAAGGUUCUCAAAGAGUCUGUGUCUAAUUCUUAAAUCCUUGGAUGGGAAAAAUGUCUUAUUGCCCUGGGAGCCUUAACUGGUGUGCAAAAAAAAGAUCCAGGGCAGUGGCCUGGCCUUGUUCUCAUAUUCUUGGGCUGUUUCACUUUAUUCUUCCCAUACUCCUGUCUUUCGAGGCCCUCCUAAUAAAAGUAACCAGACUGGGAGGGUGGCCACAGAUAUGCCAACAACACCCCGCUUUAGAAGUGAUGAUGUUAAGAAGACAGAGAAUACUCUAGAGAUUUAUUGGGGCACAGCCACAGAGGGCAUAGAAUGGAGUGCACUUUACUUGGGAAUUUCCCUUGAUUUCAUCACGUUUGGGAUGUAGAAGGCUUUAUAAAACAAGCUGGUCAAAGCCUCCUUCUGAACCUUGACACAGGGCUCAUGAGAAGGUGUUGAUGUGUCUACAUGUCAGUAGUAAAGAAAGAGUAAUCAUUAGUAAUCCUAAAAUUAAACCCUAGAAAUUGGUAUCAUCAGUAAUGUAUUAUGCCAUGUAAUAAUUUCAUAUUUUUAGCUGGCUCGCCACAGUUGGCAAAGUGCUUUCAUGUAUCACGGGGCGACUCUAUGAAGCAAAUGAGGCAGGUGUUUUUGGCACAAUUUUAACAGUGAAAAUAUGAAUGCAUCUAGAACAUAAGUAACUUGCCUCAACCCACAGAAGUAGUGAUUGAUAGGGCCAUGGUCUUCCCCAAUGUGUCAUAAUAUCUCAGCUUUAGGGUUAGUAUUUCAGCUACGAUGUUAAGUCUAAAGAGCUUAGCAGAUUAUCAGCCGCACUCCCUUUCAGCUCAAGGUGGGUAGAAUAAAGCUACAACGGACUUUCCUUUCUUAGCAAACUAUUUUUCGUUUCCCUGUUUGAAGCAGGGCACAUGAGGUUGUUGCUCAGCGCUUACUCCAACCAAAUCCCCGUCCUCACUUCAAAGAGCUGGUCUUGGUCAAACAUGUUAACUUCCAAAAAUAAUGACUAACCUUCAAUUCAAUGAUAGCUUGCUAAAGAUUUUAGACUCUGUUAAAUUAAUUAGCUGUCUGUGGAUUCUUGUUGAAAGCUAUGUAAUAUGAUGACGUGAUAACCCAUUUAAAAUAUUUAUGGAUAUUUGUAAAAAACUAUAUUAUGUUAAUUAAUAGUGUUACAUAUAAAGUUAAUUUAAAAAUAUUUGUAUUGUAUAGUACAGAAAUCGCUGGGGAGCAGAGUAAGCCUAAGGCCAAGAUGUUUUUUAGUCUUUUUAAAUAAAACAUCUGCUGAGUGGUUGUAUUGGGCAAAGACCUAGACACCUUGCUUCUCUUGCAUUUGCAUAUCUUCUCAGAAAAGUAAAGUUAUAUCACAUAUUUAUAAAAACUUGUUAUUGAUUGUUGUUGAUUUAUAAGCAACAGUGUGUUGCAGUGCUAGAGGGAUCAAGCACUAAGCUCGUGACGGCUGAUUGUUAAGUUUUCCAAAAUUUUGCAAUCUGGUUAUUAAUUACAGCCAUUCUUGAAAUUGGCCACAGUGGGACUAUUUAAACCAUGGGAAUUGGUGACACUGCAAAUUAGGGAUUUUCCUUUGGGACAGCCUGUUCACCAGCACACCACUGUUUGUAAAACUCUCCUUCUUAAUGACUCCUCUCUGCUCCUGCCACGUUCCUGGGAAAAUCAAGGCAGGCAAGGGAGAGAGUAAAACUCUCAUACUCCCAGCAAGAGUCCCACCUGGUAGUGAUUUCUCAGGGUAAGAGUGAUCUUGGCACCUGAAGCCAGAGAGAGGGCUACUGACAGGUGACCUUGAAGUUUCCUGGUGGUGUCAUUUCUGUCAUUGUUUUCAUGUAUACCGUUUCCUUUUUUCUUCAAAUACUUGAAAGAAAUAAAUGA